This is a messenger RNA of Coccomyxa subellipsoidea C-169, 846 nucleotides long. RefSeq lists its product as hypothetical. The record is from RefSeq and is a predicted model, not a curated record. The coding region runs from base 1 to 846 and encodes 281 amino acids. NCBI's taxonomy places the organism in Eukaryota, Viridiplantae, Chlorophyta, Trebouxiophyceae, Coccomyxaceae. The transcript is spliced from 7 exons.
AUGGCAAAGAUCCUGCUGCGGCCCUGCUACACUGAGCUGUGGGAUCUGGUGUGCGAAGGCAAAGAGAGCAACAAUUUCAUCAUCACUGGCACUCCUGGCGCUGGGAAGACCGUCUGGCAGUAUUACGUAAUGUAUCACCUGGCCACAGCGGGUGACACGGCGGUGGUGGACUUCAAGGGCUCCUCACAGGAUUCUGUACGUAUGGGCCCCUUGACGGCAUUUGACAAGGAGCUGCAGCAGAAAACCACUUGGUAUUUGGUGGACACCAGGGAACCGGAGGAGGUUGCAGCGAAGACGAUCCUCACCUCAAGCCCCAAGAGAGAGAUCUUUAAAGACUUUGCCAAGGCGGGAGCGGCAACCCUUUACAUGCCUGUCUGGAGCUGGUUGGAGCUAGACGCGGGUCGCCACCUACAUGAGCUGAGGGAAGACGAGAUCUUGCCCCCCUGUAUGAGAAGUGGGGCGGGUCAGCGCGGCUGGAAGGAGUUCAAUGAUGUGUGUGGCAAGUUGUUUGAGCCGCUGGCUCACCGCAUCUUAAGGGGGGGUGGCGUCUUCGAUGUGUGGGACUUGGAAAUGGGGACACAAACAACCCUGGACCUGCCUCCCUGCACCAGCAUUUACACUUUCCAUGACCUGAAGGAUGUGGCGGACCAGGAGGCGGGGACAUAUUGCAUCCCGUCCAGGUCGGACCAGGCAGCCAUCGACAGCAUCCAGCAGCCGCAGUGGCGAAAGAAGCAGGAGUAUACCGGGCGGACUGAUUUGAAGGUGCUGAGGGCCGUGAAGCAGCGUGUCAUCAAAGUGCCGUUGAAAGUGAUGGCGCACAGCUUGCGAACCUUCAGGGCGGUGUAA